UCUUUGCGUUUUCUUUUUCCUGUAUAUCUGUCUCUGUCUCACAUUUGCAUUACUCAUCAAAACCCGGAGAUCUAUAGCAAGUUGUUGUUUUUGUUAUAAUUUAAAUCAGGGAUGGAAGAGGAAGGAAGUUAUUUGUCCUAAAUGAGGAGAGAGCGGGGUGCAGUUCUCAUGGCGGCGUUGCAGGGGAUCUAAUUCCGUGCCAUUAUUGCUGGGAAUUGAAGGAGAAAAAGAAGAAGCCAUAAUCGUUUGCAGGAAAAAAAAAGGAAACCCCAAAGAUCAGAAAGGAAAUUGAAACUGGCUAGUGUAUUAAAUUUUCUGGUCAUUGAAGGUAAAAGAUCGGGUCAAACCCCCCUUCCUACAAACAUUCACAGACUAACAGUGGCCUUUAAAAACUGAACAGGAAAAGUUUCCACAGUUGAAACCCAUAAAGACCCCAGGGAAAAUCCUACCAGCUCAUCACACUGGUGAUCUGGCGGUGAAGUGGGGGCACUAAAUAGGGUCAUUCUGCUAUGGAAUUUUGGUCAAAUUUGAGAUUGGUUUCAGCUCUUGGGUGCAACAAAUGGCUGGCUUGAUCUAUCUAGGUGGACGAGAAGGAGGAGCAGCUGCAAACAAAUCACAAGGUGGAGAUAAAGAGGAGAACUUCUAUCUUUACAGAAACGAGGAGAUCUACAACAAAGGGUUUGAGAUAUGGCCUCAGUGUUAUUACCAACAGCAAAACGUCAACAACUUGCCGUUUGGAGUGGGUCCUAGUCGAAGAACCAGCGGCUUUAGUUUCUCCGAUGAGUCGUCCUCGAGAACAGCAGGGUUAACGAUUAUGAAACCAGGAGGUAUGAACUGCCAAGAUUGUGGGAACCAAGCUAAGAAAGAUUGUCCCCAUUUGAGAUGCAGGACUUGUUGUAAAAGUCGAGGGUUUCAGUGCCAAACUCACGUUAAGAGCACUUGGGUCCCUGCUGCCAAAAGGCGAGAGAGACAGCAACAACUCGCUGCUUUGCAACAAACCCAGCAGCAGCAAAAUCAACAACAAGAAGAACAACAACAGUUUCGAGGAGAGAAUCCUAAAAGGCCGAGAGACAGCCAUGCUUCUCCUUCUCUUGCCUGCACUCGUUUAUCUCCCACCAUGUCAGGGUUGGAACUGGGCCAAUUCCCUCCGGAAGUGAGUUCUUCAGCAGUCUUCCGUUGUGUAAAAGUAAGCCCUAUGGACGAUGUAGAGGGGGAGUUGGCUUAUCAAACUGCUGUGAACAUCGCUGGGCAUGUAUUCACGGGAAUUCUUUACGAUAGAGGCCCCGAGAGUCGAUAUGCAAGUGGCGGGGAAUCCUCUCAGCCAUUAAAUCUCAUCACAGCUGCUUCUUCCACUGCAGCAGUGGCCACAACGACAACCACCACCGCUACUACAAGCAAUCCUGGCUCAAGUAUGAUUGACCCUUCUCUUUAUCCAGCUCCACUUAAUGCUUUCAUUGCCGGCACGCAAUUCUUCCCGCCUUCAAGGUCUUGAUUUACUGGGAUGUCAACAAUUAUUCCACAGUCCACACUGAUCUCUAUGAGAGCGGAUCCCUUCCGGCAAAAAACACCCAUUUGUUAUUAGCGGUCACUUUAGUUAUGUAGUUUGUCAAAUCUUAUUUAACACCCAUCCAAGAACAAUAAAUUGGAAUGAGAAUUGAAACUUUUGAGGAUGCUUAUGAUAUUGGGGGACGUUGGUUAUUGUUUUCGGAUUUC
Hibiscus syriacus is the source of this 1713-nucleotide messenger RNA. Its product is annotated as protein SHI RELATED SEQUENCE 5-like. The transcript has 2 exons. Gene Ontology annotation, biological process: positive regulation of DNA-templated transcription. The record is from RefSeq and is a predicted model, not a curated record. Gene Ontology annotation, cellular component: nucleus. Gene Ontology annotation, molecular function: DNA binding; DNA-binding transcription factor activity. The coding region runs from base 560 to 1492 and encodes 310 amino acids. NCBI's taxonomy places the organism in Eukaryota, Viridiplantae, Streptophyta, Magnoliopsida, Malvales, Malvaceae.